CUGGUUUGCCUAGCCUUUGGAUGCUGGAGUAGUACUCGGGUUACUGGCGAUCAGUGACUGCGUGCCGGAUCCCGGCAGCUCCACGCUGCGAUGCAGGUCUCCAGUCUCAACGAGGUGAAGAUUUACAGUCUCAGCUGCGGCAAGUCUCUCCCUGAGUGGCUUUCUGACAGGAAGAAGCGAGCACUGCAGAAGAAGGAUGUGGAUGUUCGCAGGAGAAUUGAACUUAUUCAGGACUUUGAAAUGCCUACUGUAUGUACCACUAUCAAGGUGUCAAAAGAUGGACAGUAUAUUUUAGCAACUGGAACAUACAAGCCUCGAGUCCGGUGUUAUGACACCUAUCAGUUAUCCUUGAAGUUUGAAAGAUGCUUGGAUUCAGAAGUUGUCACCUUUGAGAUUUUAUCAGAUGACUAUUCGAAGAUCGUCUUCUUACAUAACGACAGAUACAUUGAAUUUCACUCACAAUCAGGUUUUUAUUACAAAACCAGAAUUCCCAAGUUCGGCCGAGACUUCUCUUACCACUACCCGUCCUGUGACUUGUACUUUGUAGGUGCAAGCUCGGAAGUUUAUAGAUUAAACUUAGAACAAGGGCGGUACCUGAAUCCUCUGCAAACGGAUGCCGCGGAGAACAAUGUUUGUGACAUAAAUACAGUACAUGGAUUGUUCGCCACAGGAACAAUAGAGGGCCGAGUGGAAUGCUGGGAUCCAAGAGUAAGAAGCAGAGUUGGAGUGUUAGACUGUGCAUUAAGUAGCGUCACAGCGGACUCAGAGAUCAACAGCUUACCCACCAUCUCUGCAUUGAAGUUUAAUGGCGCCUUGAACAUGGCAGUUGGAACGUCUACAGGGCAGGUUCUGUUGUAUGACCUCCGUUCGGAUAAGCCGCUGCUAGUUAAGGACCACCAGUACGGGCUGCCCAUCAAGUCGGUUCAUUUCCAGGGUUCCCUAGAUUUGGUUUUGUCUGCAGACUCCAGAAUUGUCAAAAUGUGGAACAAGGAUUCCGGGAAAAUAUUUACUUCAUUGGAGCCAGAACAUGACCUUAAUGAUGUUUGCCUCUAUCCCAACUCCGGGAUGCUUCUUACUGCCAGUGAGUCCCCCAAGAUGGGCAUCUACUACAUUCCGGUCCUGGGUCCUGCUCCCAGGUGGUGUUCCUUCCUGGACAACCUGACAGAAGAACUGGAAGAAAACCCAGAGAGCACAGUGUACGAUGACUACAAGUUCGUCACCAAGAAGGACCUUGAAAAUUUAGGGCUCACGCAUCUCAUUGGAUCACCUUUCCUGCGAGCAUACAUGCAUGGGUUCUUCAUGGAUAUCAGACUCUACCACAAAGUGAAAUUGAUGGUCAAUCCAUUUGCUUAUGAGGAAUAUAGGAAAGAUAAAAUUCGACAGAAGAUAGAAGAAACACGCGCACAGAGAGUCCAGUUAAAGAAACUGCCAAAAGUUAACAAAGAACUGGCACUUAAGUUAAUUGAAGAGGAAGAGGAGAAACAAAAGUCUACACUGAAAAAGAAAGUCAAGAGCCUCCCUAAUAUCCUCACAGACGAUCGAUUUAAAGUUAUGUUUGAGAACCCCGACUUCCAGGUGGACGAGGAAAGUGAAGAGUUCAGGCUUCUCAACCCACUCGUCUCGAGGAUUAGUGAGAAGAGGAAGAAGCAGCUGAGACUCUUGGAGCAGCAGGAACUUUCCAAAAAUGAAGAGGAGGAAGAACCGGAAGGAAAACCCAGCGAUGCAGAAAGUUCAGAGAGCUCAGAUGAUGAAAAAGACUGGGUUGAGGAAGUCAGGAAGCAGCGCAGACUGCUGCAGCAGGAGGACAGAGUGAAGUGGCAGCAGCAGCUGAGGGAGGACCAGCAGACGGUCCUGAAGCCUCAGUUCUACGAGAUCAAAGCAGGAGAAGAGUUCAGAAGCUUCAAAGAGUCCGCCGUCAAGCAGAGACUGAUGAACAAAACUCUUGAAGAUCGUUUGAAACUUGAAGCAAAGCACGGGACUUUGAGUGUGUCGGCCACCACUGUUGGCAGCAAGCAGUUGACAUUUACUCUCAAGAGGUCUGAACAGCAAAAGAAGCAACAGGAGGCCGAGAAACUGCAUCGCCAGGAGAGGAAAAAGCUGCGUCGGUCUGCUGGCCACCUGAGGUCCAGACCCAGAAGAGGCCGGCCCUUUCACUGACCAGAGAAGUGUGCCAGUGCUCGGCUAGGAAACAGCGUUUCUCCCGUGGAUUCUCACAAAGGCGUCAUACCCAGGCGAGGGAAUAUGCUAAUUCAACCUCCACAUAGAUGUGUGUGCAUGGUGCUGGUGGUCUGACCUGGGCCCCAUCCAGCUUGGGUAGUCCUGAGUGCUUUUUCUAAGUUGUUACCCUCUAAAAUACUGUCCUCUCCCCUGGAGAAGCUCAGGGGAAGCAGGCAUCAUGUCUAA
This is a messenger RNA of Acomys russatus (golden spiny mouse), 2403 nucleotides long. It is a transcript of the gene Nol10, whose product is annotated as nucleolar protein 10. Gene Ontology annotation, biological process: maturation of SSU-rRNA from tricistronic rRNA transcript (SSU-rRNA, 5.8S rRNA, LSU-rRNA). Gene Ontology annotation, cellular component: nucleolus; nucleus; 90S preribosome. Gene Ontology annotation, molecular function: protein binding. The record is from RefSeq and is a predicted model, not a curated record. The transcript is spliced from 21 exons. NCBI's taxonomy places the organism in Eukaryota, Metazoa, Chordata, Mammalia, Rodentia, Muridae. The coding region runs from base 91 to 2157 and encodes 688 amino acids.